Messenger RNA from Calidris pugnax (ruff), 1831 nucleotides. RefSeq names its product WD repeat and SOCS box containing 2 (gene WSB2). Gene Ontology annotation, biological process: intracellular signal transduction. The record is from RefSeq and is a predicted model, not a curated record. NCBI's taxonomy places the organism in Eukaryota, Metazoa, Chordata, Aves, Charadriiformes, Scolopacidae. Bases 67 to 1272 code for a protein of 401 amino acids. Gene Ontology annotation, molecular function: protein binding. The transcript is spliced from 9 exons.
CUGGGCCUGGGCCUGGGCCCGGCGGGGCCUUGCGGCGGCCGGCCGGGGCCGGGCCGCGGAGCCGCCAUGAAGCCGAGCGGAGAGGAGCCGGUGCUUCUGGCCGAGCUGAAGCCGGGCCGCCCCCAGCGCUACGACUGGAAAUCCAGCUGCGAGACAUGGAGCGUGGCCUUCUCCCCCGACGGCGCCUGGUUCGCCUGGUCGCAGGGACACUGCGUGGUCAAGCUGAUCCCCUGGCCCCUGGGGGAGGCCGAGCUCUGCAAAACCUCGGAGCGCAAGGGCCGGGGAGGCAAAGGGGAGGCCAGGGGCCGUGGGGCGGCCAAGGAGAAGACGCUGGAGUGCGGGCAGAUCGUGUGGGGCCUGGCCUUCAGCGCCUGGCCGGCGGCCGGGGAGACGGAGCCCGCCUGCGCCGUGGCUCUUCCCUGCCUGAUCCUGGCCACCGGCCUCAACGACGGGCAGAUCAAGGUCUGGGAGGUGCAGACAGGACACCUCCUCUUCAGCCUCUUGGGACACCAGGACGUGGUCAGAGACCUGAGCUUCGCUCCCAAUGGAAGCCUCAUCCUUGUGUCAGCCUCGCGGGACAAGACCUUGCGUGUCUGGGACCUGAGCAGAGAUGGGCGGCAGGUCCAGGUGCUGUCAGGCCACGUGCAGUGGGUCUACUGCUGCUCCAUCUCCCCGGACUGCAGCAUGCUCUGCUCCGCUGCCGGAGAGAAGUCGGCGCUGCUGUGGAGCAUGCGAUCCUACACCCUCAUCCGGAGGCUGGAGGGGCACCAGAGCAGCGUGGUGUCCUGUGACUUCUCACCAGACUCGGCCCUCCUCGUCACCGCCUCCUACGACGCCUGUGUCAUCAUGUGGGACCCCUACACCGGGGAGCAGCUGAGGACACUGCGCCACGUCCCCUUGCACUCGGCGCUGGACUACAGCGGCGAAGUCCACACCAGCUCCCUGCGCUCCGUCUGCUUCUCCCCUGAGGGCCUCUACCUGGCCACGGUGGCAGAUGACAGGCUCCUGAGGAUCUGGGCCUUGGAGCUGCGGUCCCCGGUGGCGUUUGCUCCCAUGACCAACGGCUUGUGCUGCAUGUACUUCCCACAUGGCGGUUUCAUCGCCACAGGGACCAGAGACGGCCACGUCCAAUUCUGGACCGCCCCCAGGGUCCUCUCGUCGCUGAAGCACUUGUGUCGCAAAGCUCUGCGCACCUUCCUCACCACCUACCAGGUCCUGGCACUCCCCAUUCCCAGGAAGCUGAAGGAAUUCCUCACUUACCGGACCUUUUAAAGCAGGAGCAGAGGGAUGGAGGCAAAAGCCCCCUCCCUGGUGGCAGGGCUGGGCCUGGGUCGGAGGAGGCACCGCAGCAACGACGACGUCUCGCUGAUUCGUGAGCCGUGGGGCAGGAGCAUCCCUACUCCCCCUCUUUCGGGACCGUGUCUGAACGUGGAGGGAUUUGUUUGGGGGUUUUGGUUGGUUGUUGGUUUUUUUUUUGUGUAAUAAUACUAGAACCCAGCAAAAAAGCAUGCGGAGGGGCAAGGGGCACAGCGGGUCCCCCUGCUAUCUGCAAGUUUUGGGUCAGGUGCUUUUAGCUUCCAAGUGCAAUGUUGUGAGUUGAAGGUUUGCAGCCGCAGCCCGAGCGGAGCUUUGUACGAAUACGGGGCUACAACUGUCCCCCCCCCCAAAAAAAAACCCCCCAUCCUCACGGGGAUGGGCUCAUGCUGUAGCUUUAGUUCCUGGGGAGGUGCGGGCUCUGCCGCUCUGGGCACGAGCUGGACAGACCCCAGUGGGUCUCCACGGACUAGACGACAGCGAUGACAGAAUAAAAACAAAAAAUCACGAUUCCUCA